AUGGCUCAUCUUCUUGGCAGUAAAGCGUGUAUUGAUAGCUUACGUGUAGAUAUUGAUGAUCUACAAAAUGUUAUUCAAGAUAUUAUUGGAAAAACAGGAUCUAUUAAAUGUCAUUCAUGGAAGUUUCCGGAUAAAAUUGCGACCGAUAUUGACAUAAAUGAACUUCUUCAACGUUAUCAAUAUGGAAAAAAUGAAGUCGAUAAUCAAGUUUCUCAUAUCGUUUUAUUUGAAAUUAUUAUUGAUCGUCUUUUACUUAUUAUACAUGGAUCAUGGCGCUAUUUGCAUGAAAUGCAAACAAAUAUUUUACCAAAUACAGUCGAUUCAUCAUCAACAAUUAAUCAAAAAUCAAGUCUUAGUGUUGGUUUAGUUAUUAAAAAAUAUUGGAAUAAAUUAUUACAGUUAUCUACUGUGCUCCAACAGCACGAGAAUGAACGCAAACGAUUAAAUCAAAAUGAAACAAAAACAACAGCAACAACAUUAUCACGUUCGAAAACAACUUUAAAUAUUGAAAAACGUUGUCAAACAAAUGAAACAUCAAUUGGUCCAUGUCAAUCAUGUUUAAAAUUUCAACAAUGUCUUCGUGAUCAAAGUGAUAGUUUAAUAAAUUUAUGUCAUACAUAUAAUUUACCAUCAUCACUUGCACAAUAUCGAUGUACAAUAACAGAUUUAUUUUCAUUAGAUACUAUUAAUCAUUGGUCGGAUUGUCAAACAAAAGAUAUUGAUCGUUUAUCAAAACAUCUUGAACAUUUAAAUAAUACAUUAAAUAAAACAAAAAGUGAUUUACAAUUAAAUGAAAAUCGUUGUAAAAAACAAGAUGAAACAAAUCAUCGUUUACAACAAUUAAUUAACGAUGAUAAACAAUCAAAAAAAAUUCUACAAGAUUUACAUGAUAGAAAAAUAAAUGAUUUUAAAAAACAAUAUGAACAACAAGAAUAUAAUCUUAAUGAACAAAUUAAAUUAUUAACAAAUCAAAAAAUUAAAAUUGAACAACAAUUAAAAGAAGUUAAUGAUUUAUGUAUAGUACGAGGAGAACAAAUUGAAAAACUAGAAUCAUCAAAAAAUGAAUUAAAAACUUUAAUUCAAGAUCGAUUUAAAUCUGAUGAUGUCAUAAAAACAUUAGAACAAGAUCGUAUUCGUUUACAAACAGAACUUGAUUUAGUUAAACGUGAUCUUGAAGAACGUAAUCGAGAAUUACAAAAAGAACGUACACGUAUUGAAAAUAUGAUUCGACAAGAACAGAAUUAUCAAUCAAAACAAAAAGCACUUUCUACAUCAUAUGAAGAAUUAACACAAGAAUGUGAAUUACUGAAACAACAAGUUACUGAAUUAGAAAUAUCUCGUGAUGAAGUUGAAAAAAAACUUGAAAUAGUUCAAAAACAUAAUCGACCAUCAACAGAUAUAAAUAAAGUUCAAUCAUUAAUGGAAACUAAUAAUCAUUUAUUACAAGAAAUGACUAUACUGAAAUCAAAUAUUGAACAAUUACAUCAACAAAUUCAACAAAUGGAUGAACGUGAACAAAUGUUAUUACAAUAUCCGGAUCUUAAUGGACCUAUUAAACAUGAACAAGCAACAAAUAAUAUUAUAAUUGAUAUGCAAAAUCAAAUGCGUACAAAUGAAAUUCGUAUUGAUUUAUUACGAAAACAAAAUGAUUCAUUAAAAUCCUCAUUAGAAAAACUUUUAUCUAUGAAUAAUUAUAAUAAUAAUAGUCCAUCAUUAGUAACAGAAGAACGUUAUGAAGAAUUAAGAAGUCAAUCAAGACAAGAACCAUCACAUCGAAGAUAUUCGUAUGGAAAUGAAACUAUUAUACCGGUAUCAUUUGUUUCUUUCUCUUAUUCAGGAAGGGUAUGGAAAUCAAAGCCAACACCAUUGUGGUUAUUAAAUAAUGAAAUCGUUGAACAACAACAAGCUUUUACAGAAACAAGAUCAGUUACAACAACAAAUUAUAUUCCACGUUUUAGUGAAAAUGAUUAUGUUGCUAAUGGUUGGAUUAAGUCUGAUCCUGAUAUUAUUCCUCUUACACAAUCGAAUUUCGACAAUGAAACUUCACCUAAACAACAUGAUCGAUCAUGGUCAGCAAAUUCUACUCGUAUUCAAACGAAUGAUUUGGUAAUAAUAUCUGAAUCACGUCCACCAACUGUUACACAUUCUUCUCGAACUCUAAAUAAUGGUCGAACAUCAACUAUUCCUCCACCGUCUGAUUAUGAAAUGAUCAUUGGUAAAGGUCGAACAACAAGUCGUCCAACAUCAGCAUCUAAAAACCGUCAUUCAGCAAAUGAUCAGACUCGUCGAGACAACUCAUUACCAAAAAGUUCUCGAUCUAUAGCAUCUGCUAAACCACCAAGAUCUGCGACAAGCACUACUAUACAUCAAUGUACAACUUGUAAUAAAUCAUAUGAUGAUAAACGCAAUUAUGAUAUACAUAAAUUAUAUUGUAGGACUUAA
Messenger RNA from Rotaria sp. Silwood2, 2442 nucleotides. Lineage: Eukaryota; Metazoa; Rotifera; Eurotatoria; Philodinida; Philodinidae. The record is from the annotation of a GenBank genome assembly.